GUUUUCUCAUCCUAGGUGCAAGAGGCUGCUUUGAGAACAAUGCCAGACAUUGUUGUGGCUACUCCAGGACGCAUGAUAGACCAUUUACGCAAUGCUAUGUCCGUGGAUUUGGAUGAUCUUGCUGUUCUAAUCCUUGAUGAGGCAGAUCGUCUAUUGGAGCUUGGAUUUAGUGCUGAAAUUCAAGAACUUGUUCGCUUGUGUCCCAAAAAAAGGCAGACUAUGUUGUUUUCAGCAACAAUGACUGAGGAGGUUGAUGAACUUAUUAAACUUUCCCUGUCGAAGCCCUUGCGUCUUUCUGCUGACCCAUCUACAAAACGGCCAGCAACCUUGACCGAGAAUUAA
This is a messenger RNA of Glycine soja, 342 nucleotides long. Its product is annotated as DEAD-box ATP-dependent RNA helicase 28-like. Lineage: Eukaryota; Viridiplantae; Streptophyta; Magnoliopsida; Fabales; Fabaceae. The record is from RefSeq and is a predicted model, not a curated record. Gene Ontology annotation, molecular function: ATP binding; nucleic acid binding. Bases 40 to 342 code for a protein of 100 amino acids. The transcript has 2 exons.